AUGACCGUGAGAAAGAAUAGUUUAAAAUUAUCGGUUACAAACUAUUGUUUAGAAUAUGGAUUGUUCCCCAUGAAUGAGUUCGUACAUGGAGCUGUAUCUACUGGAGGUUCAAAUGAGCUUAAUGCUCGUUUGUUCAAGUUUUUUCAAGAAGCAUCAAUACCAGUGCUUCCAACAAGAGACUUGUCUGAUUCAGAGGAAGAUGAGAAAACUUUAUCAUUUUUGGUUGAGGAAAUACUUAUUUAA
This is a messenger RNA of Lodderomyces pseudojiufengensis, 243 nucleotides long. RefSeq lists its product as uncharacterized. Bases 1 to 243 code for a protein of 80 amino acids. The record is from RefSeq and is a predicted model, not a curated record. The transcript is spliced from 2 exons. NCBI's taxonomy places the organism in Eukaryota, Fungi, Ascomycota, Pichiomycetes, Serinales, Debaryomycetaceae.